AUGGCUGCAGCUACUACAAGUCGGCCUAGCGGCCCGGUCCUGUCCAUACCCAGCUACCGCUCCGCCUCGCCCACCCGCGUCAAGCUCGCCGGCAGCAGCGGCCCCACCCGCUCGCCGGCCAAGUCCGUCAGCGUCUCGUCCCCGCCCUCCACCAGGAGCCGGCGGUCCUGCAUGUGCUCCUCGACAAACCACCCUGGCUCGUUCCGGUGCAGCCUCCACAAGGAGCGCAAGCAGGCGUCCCUCGCCGUGAGCAGCAAGCCGGCCUCCCCGCCGUCCAUCCGCAGUAGCUGCAGCCUGGGCUCGAAGCGCAUGGAUAGCGCUCAGUGUGCCCGCAGAACCCUCGUGCCGUCCCCCGCAGCGCAGCAGUCACAGCACCGGAGGCGCGCGGGCGGGUUCCGCCCCAGGCCCAGCCGGCUCUCAGCCGUCUCGGUGGCCGGCGAGCGUCCAGGCGACAACCAGUAA
Molecule: messenger RNA, 462 nt
Organism: Triticum turgidum subsp. durum (durum wheat)
Lineage: Eukaryota; Viridiplantae; Streptophyta; Magnoliopsida; Poales; Poaceae
Source: the annotation of a GenBank genome assembly